Messenger RNA from Acanthosepion pharaonis, 606 nucleotides. The record is from the annotation of a GenBank genome assembly. NCBI's taxonomy places the organism in Eukaryota, Metazoa, Mollusca, Cephalopoda, Sepiida, Sepiidae.
AUGAAAUUUCGAUUUUGUGGGGAUCUUGAUUGCCCAGAUUGGGUCCUGGCUGAGAUCAAUGUUUUAUCAAAACUGACUUCAGUGAAGAUGCGGCUUCUCUGUUCUCAAGUGAUACAAAAUAUCCUGGGAUCCAAGAUUGAUUAUGAAAAAGUACACAAACUUACAGCUGAUGCAAAAUUUGAUGUUGGAGACAUAAAGGCUAGUAUUGUGGCUUUAACAUUUAUCAUCACCAGUGCUGCUAAACACGAUGUCGACAGUGAUACGCUGUCUAAUGAAAUGCAGCAACUUGGUCUCCCAAAAGAACAUUCUGUACCAUUGUGCAAAUUGUAUGGUGAUAACUUUAUCAAAUGUCAGGACCAGUUAAGAAAGCAAACUUUAAGACUGUCCUAUUUUGAUUCUGUAAAAUGGCGAGUGGAUUAUGUCAUAAGUUCAAGUUCUUUAAAGAAUGUGACUGAACCCUGUGUCAAGAUCUGCUUCAAGGUGCGUGAAAACGACUCUGGGACACCACAAUCUGUGGCAUUCACUUUAUCUGCUGAAAAAUUCCGUGUUUUCCUCAAUGAAUUGAAACAAGCUGAUUCUGUAAUGGACACUCUAAAUGCAAUGUGA